AAAGCUUGGUUUAAGUGCCCUAUGUUUUUUUCGUUAUAGGAUACAGCAGCAGUUUUUCCACUUCAUAAACAUAAUGGUACCUUCUAAAAAAACAUGACUCAAGUCAUGUGAUGUGACUAUAUAAACAGGGAAGUGAACAUCCAUUUGUGAAAUAUUUCAGUCGUAAAUAUUUUAAGCUGUAAGUAACUUUCUUUCUGCAACUAAUCAUGAUGAAGUGUGGCGGUACCGCCGAGGUAAAGGAUGCCACACCCGAAGUGCAGCAAAUCUGCGAUGAGGUGAGCAUAUUUCCUUAAUUUAUCCUGCAUAGUCCAGCUGUCCCAUAGCUGAGGAACGCUCAGCUCCGUUUUCGAGGCGGAAAACUAGUCGCGCGAUUUGCUAGGAACCACAUGGACUUACCAUAAGUUGAUACUUGUAAAAGUAUAAAUUCUGUAAACGCUUACCUGUACAACUGCGGUCCUUCUGCGGGGUGCUGACAUUCACUUUUAAUAACUUAAAAACGAAUACAAUCACCGACUUUUUAAUCAUUUGUUGCUUAACUCUGCGCGAGAGUGCCAAUUGAAUCGCAGUUACUACGUCAAGGCCGCUACGUCUCCAUAUGAGUAACACAAAUUAGGAAAAAAUCGAUGGUGGUUUUCGAUAGAAGUAUUUAUUAAAAGUAUGAAUUUCAGCACCCUGCGGAAGGACCGCUGUUGUACAGGACAAACAGCUGCAGGUAAACUUUUUCAGAAUUGUGAUUUUUACAAGUAUCGACUGAUGGUGACUGAAUGUUGUUGCUAUCAAAUCGCGUGACCAGUUAUCAAUACUCAACUCCGCCUUGAUAUAAGAUAAUGGAGUUGAACGUUCCUCAGCUGUCCCACUGAACAUCCUCAAUUUUUAAGAGUUGAUACUCAGACUUGAUGAAGGUGUAAUCUUAAACCUAGACGUUGUUGAAUAAUCAGCUCUACAGUGUUAUGUUAUAUAUGGUCUCUGGUAUUAUGGUAAAUGUCCAACUUAUAGGCCUGUAGGCGUGCAUUUGCGUAGGCUAUUUGGAGUAAAUGUGGAAUGCUGUGGGAACAACUGAGUCAUUGCCUUACUGUAUUUUAAAUGUUUCUAGAUGAAGCCAUAUGCAGAGGAGAAAGCUGGAAAGAAGUUUGAUGUUUUUGCUGCCAAAACAUUCACAACACAAGUUGUGGCGGGGACCAACUUCUUCAUUAAAGUGAGAGUGUUUAAUUUAAAUAUAAUUUCUAGCCAAUUUUUUUGCUAAACUAAAUGUCUCCAGUUCCACUCAACGAUAUUUAUUAACCCUAGAUGACUGACAGGGGGGCGCUCUUGUGAAGCUGCUGCACAACAAUUUUGGUACUCCUCAAUUGUAAAUCAAAAUAAAGAUUUAGGAAGCUAUAAAAGAAAUGCAUUGAUUUGUUUGACUAAUAUAUUAGACACCUUAAUGCAUAGGCCUUCUUUUAAAUUAUAUUAAGGGAACUGAACAUUUAACAUAAAAAAAAUAAAAAAAAUCCUUAAAUUCCUGAACCAUUUUUUUUAGAGUACCAAUGUUACUGUCCCCACUACAACAAAUACAUUAUUUUGUUUUCAAGCUCUGUGAGAGCUGUGACAGCCUGCCACACCCUCACAGCCCCUGUGUGGGGUUCAAAGCAUUUGGCUGCAUCAAGAAUGUAUAGGGAGUGAACCAGAGGCGGAUGGUGGCACCUUAAUUGGGGAGGACAGGCUCAUAGUAAUGGCUAAAACAGAAUGAAUGGAAUGGUAUCAAACGCAUGAUGUGGUUGAUAUCAUUCCAUUUACUCCAUUCCAGCCAUUAUUAUGAGCCGUCUUCCCCUCAACAGCCUCCUGUGGAGUGAACAUGUACAUACUGGAAGAGCUAUGUGAUCUCUAAAUAAACAGAUCAUUACUCAGUCUCGACUCCCCAUCCGCUAUGCUUCACUAACCAGGCCCUAUUCCUUCCUUCCUUCCUUUUCUCAAAGGUCCAUGUUGGUGGAGAUGAAUUUAUGCACCUGCGGGUCCAUAGAACUCUACCCCACGCUGGCGGGAAACUGGAGCUUCAUGGAGUACAGACUCCCAAAGCUCACCAUGACCCCAUUGGUUUCUUCUGAUUACCUGUAACUCCCUGCAGAGGAUGCCACACCUCUACUCCAUGCCUGGAUCAUGUGUACCCUUGUUUAUUAUGGUCACCUGUACUGCAUUAUAUACUUCCAUUGGUAAAUGUCUGUCUUUGGUACUAAAAGCUGUCUAAACCUUUUGACAAAAUGGCUUUUGUUAGAACAUAAAUACAAAUUUGACAGCCGACUGUUGUUUUUGUCAAUCUAUGCGGAGGUUAGUAGCCACUAACAUGUUUCUCAUGAUUGCAUGGUACAUUUCGGGGAGGAGAGAUUGUCAGUAGAUAUAUAUAUUUUUUUCUCUCUGAAAGUUUAAAUAAAGGAAAAGAAAGGGGGAUACCUAGUCAGUACAACUGAAUGCAUUCAACUGAAAUGUGUCUUC
Molecule: messenger RNA, 2469 nt
Organism: Coregonus sp. 'balchen'
Lineage: Eukaryota; Metazoa; Chordata; Actinopteri; Salmoniformes; Salmonidae
Source: the annotation of a GenBank genome assembly